This is a messenger RNA of Homarus americanus (American lobster), 1305 nucleotides long. Its product is annotated as hydroxyacyl-coenzyme A dehydrogenase, mitochondrial-like. The coding region runs from base 49 to 984 and encodes 311 amino acids. The transcript has 6 exons. Gene Ontology annotation, cellular component: mitochondrion. Gene Ontology annotation, biological process: fatty acid beta-oxidation. Gene Ontology annotation, molecular function: (3S)-3-hydroxyacyl-CoA dehydrogenase (NAD+) activity; NAD+ binding. The record is from RefSeq and is a predicted model, not a curated record. NCBI's taxonomy places the organism in Eukaryota, Metazoa, Arthropoda, Malacostraca, Decapoda, Nephropidae.
GGGUCGCAACAGUGAACCUCUAAGACAGUGAGGGUGAGGACAGGCGCCAUGGCUCUCUUCAACUCUCUCUCCACAAGAACUUUCUCACAGUCAGCAAGAAUGUCUGCCGCAAUUCAGAAUGUAACUGUAAUCGGAAGUGGGCUGAUGGGUGCUGGUAUUGCACAGGUGGCAGCCCAAACUGGCCAUAAGGUGACCAUGGUAGAUAUUGAUGAUGCUGCUGUAGAGAAGGCACAGAAGAGAAUUGGAGACUCCAUCCAACGUAUAGCCAAGAAGAAGUUUGGUGGAGAAAGUGCGGAAGCUAACAAAUUUAUUUCGGAUGCCAUUGGUCGUCUCACUAUAUCAACUGAUGCUGUGUCCUCUGUAGGGUCUGCUGAUUUGGUAGUGGAGGCCAUUGUUGAAAAUUUAGAUGUGAAGAAGAAGCUCUUUACACAACUGGACCAGGCUGCCCCUUCACACACCAUCUUUGCUUCCAACACCUCCUCUCUGUCCAUUGCCAAGAUAGCUGACGCAACUAACCGUAAGGACCGCUUCGGGGGUCUUCACUUUUUUAACCCAGUUCCUGUUAUGAAGCUACUUGAGGUGGUACGUAUCCCAGAAACCUCCCAAGAGACUUACGAAGCCAUGUGUGGGUGGGGCAAGGCCAUGGGUAAGGUAACUGUGGCGUGUAAGGACACACCUGGGUUUAUUGUCAACCGCCUACUCGUACCUUACAUGUAUGAAGCUGUUCGAAUCCUAGAGAGAGGUGAUGCCAGUGUUCGUGAUAUUGACACUUCAAUGAAGCUUGGUGCUGGUUACCCAAUGGGGCCCUUUGAACUCAUGGACUAUGUAGGCCUUGACACUGGAAAGUUUAUUGUUGAUGGUUGGCACAAGGAAUACCCAGAUAUGCCACUGUUUGAGCCAUCUCCUCUAAUUGAGAAAUUGGUGCAAGAGGGUAAAUUAGGAGUGAAAACUGGCGAAGGAUUCUACAAGUACAACAAAAAAUAAGAUUGGAAUAUUCAAAGAAGCUAAUAACAUUUAUUUUUAGAUGAAACAACAUUGUCCUCAUGAUUUGAAGAAAAAAAAUUAUUAUCGAGUGUAUCUUGGUACCUAUGUUUGAUGGGAUUAGGUUGUAUAGAAAUGGGGAUAUUAUUGUUUUGGUAUUGUAUAGGGUUUGGGGUUUGGAAGGAGUUAUGUGCACAUCAAUGCAAUUUUAUAUUAAUAAGUAAUCCUGUUUUUUGUAGAUUAUAUCAAAUAUAUGUGCAGGUCAUUGCAAUGUAAUUAAUAUUUCAUGCAACCUUUUGCAAAUUAAAAUUUGAUAUUUUGUCA